UUCUGUCCACAAGCACACCGCACACUCGGCCAUUUCCGGCAGUUCCCCACCUAACCCUCAUCGAGAGCAAUGGCGGCGGAGGAGAAGCAAGAGAUGGGAGCGGGAGCAGCGCCGGGAGAGAAGGGACCGACGACCGGGGACAAGGCGAUGGGGAAGACGGGAGCGACGGAGGAGAUGAAGGGAGACGCGGCCGCGGAUAAGCAGAAGGGGUCGACGGCGGAGAAGGAAGAGAAGGGAGCGACGGCCGGGGAUGAGGAAAAGGGGGACGAGGAGGAGGAGGCGGAGCAAAAGGGAGAGAAUCAGUCGGCGUCGGCGAAGAGGGGGCAUAAGAAGAAGGCGGAAGCAGAGGAGACUGCGGCGGAGAAUGGGGCGGCGGCGACGGAGAGGGAAAGAAGGGAGCGACAAAGUUUUAGCAGAACGAAGGGACAACGGCCGGAGGAGAAGGGAGCGAUGGAAGAGGUGGCCGGCAAAAAAGAGAUCUUUUUCUUCAAGGCCAGUGCUGUCAUCACCUUGGAGAGCUCGGAUGGGAUGCUGUUCACGGUGUCGGAGGAGGCGGCACGGCUGUCCGUGCCCCUCGCCGACAUGAUCGACCAGGGCUGCGCCGAAGGCAUCAUCCAGCUACCCAACGUGGACGCCACGGCCCUCGCCACGGUGAUCGAGUACUGCAACAAGCACGCCGACGCCGCCUCUGCCAACAGCCGCGCCAAUGAGGGCGGCAGCAGCUGCAACUCCGAGGCAUCCGUGGAGGCGCUGAUGGAGUGGGACCGCAAGCUCGUCGACGGCCUCAGCCAGGACGCCCUCUGCGACGUCAUCAUCGCCGCUAAGUUCCUCCGCAUCAAGGGGCUCUUCGACGCUGCCUGCCAGAAGGUCGCCGUCGUGGACAUGGUCAAUUCCAAGACCCCCGGGCAGAUGCACCAGAUAGAGGAGGAAGACAUGUGCACAUGGUUCUCUGGACUUACUCCCUUUUCUGAGAAGGGGACGGCGGCAGCGGAGGGGGCAAGAACCAAUGGUCAACGGCCGGAGGAGAAGGGAGCGAUGGCAGAGGAGAAGGAGCAGGUUGCUGGCGAAAACGACACAUUUUUCUUCAGGGCCAGCGGAAAAAUCAUCACCUUAAAGAGCUCGGAUGGGAUGCUGUUCAAGGUGUCGGAGGCUGCAGCACGGCUGUCCGUGGUCCUCGCCGACAUGAUCGACCAGGACUGCGCCAAAGGCAUCAUCCAGCUGCCCAAUGUGGACGCCAGGGCCCUCGCCACGGUGAUUGAAUACUGCAAUGAGCACGCCGACGCCACCGCCACCGCCAAUCCCGACGCCAACCACGGUGUCGCUGAGGGCAGCAGCAGCUGCAACUCCGAGGCAUCCAGUGAGGUGCUGAAGGAGUGGGACCGCAAGCUUGUCGACGGCCUCAGCCAGGACGCCCUCUACGACCUCAUCAUGGCCGUCAACUUCCUCCACAUCAAGGGACUCCUCGACGCUGCCUGCCAGAAGGUCGCCGACAUGAUCAAGGGCAAGAGCGUGGAGCAGACGCGCAAGAUGUUCGGCAUCGCCACCGACUUCACCGAGGAGGAGGAGGAGGAACUGCGUAAAGAGAGUCCAUGGGCCUUCGAGGAGUAAGAGCCAUUUAAUUCUAAUGGUAACAUCUCACUGUAUCUGGUGGCUUAGUGGUUCUGUUCUGCCUCCUUUAUCACUAAUUUCCUAGUGGUCUUUGUCAAAGAUUAUAGGAGUAAGGUCAACUUGAUUCGUCUUUCACGUGCUAAACCUUUUUCAUUUCAUUCUGUCGAAGAAGUUUGGGAUCAAAUUUGUGUUUAAAGCUUUGAACUACAUGCUUCAAGUGGAUGAAUGAGUUAACCUGAAUUACCUGA
Molecule: messenger RNA, 1856 nt
Organism: Aegilops tauschii subsp. strangulata
Lineage: Eukaryota; Viridiplantae; Streptophyta; Magnoliopsida; Poales; Poaceae
Biological process (GO): ubiquitin-dependent protein catabolic process
Source: RefSeq, a predicted model, not a curated record